Eleginops maclovinus (Patagonian blennie) is the source of this 1050-nucleotide messenger RNA. It is a transcript of the gene tomm20a, whose product is annotated as translocase of outer mitochondrial membrane 20. The transcript has 6 exons. Gene Ontology annotation, biological process: intracellular protein transport; tRNA import into mitochondrion; protein import into mitochondrial matrix. The record is from RefSeq and is a predicted model, not a curated record. Gene Ontology annotation, molecular function: transmembrane protein transporter activity. Bases 82 to 522 code for a protein of 146 amino acids. Lineage: Eukaryota; Metazoa; Chordata; Actinopteri; Perciformes; Eleginopidae. Gene Ontology annotation, cellular component: mitochondrial outer membrane; mitochondrial outer membrane translocase complex.
AGCAAAAUGUAACUAUAACUGCGUCAUGGUGGACGCACUUCCUCUCAGCACUUCCUCAGCAGCGUAUCAAUAGUCUCUGAUAUGGCGAGCGGUCGGACGGGUGCUGUAGUUGCCGGGGUGUGUGGGGCCCUUUUCAUUGCAUAUUGUAUUUAUUUUGACAGAAAACGGCGGAGUCACCCUAGCUUCAAAGAAAAACUACGUGAACGUAGGAGAAAACAAAAUGUUUCUAGUGACAAGUCUGGACUGGCAAGGCUACCUGACUUGAAGGAUGCAGAAGCUGUUCAGAAAUUCUUUCUGGAGGAAAUCCAGCUUGGAGAGGAGCUCCUUUCACAAGGUGACUUUGAGAAAGGCGUAGACCACCUGACGAAUGCUAUUGCAGUAUGCGGUCAACCUCAGCAGCUGCUCCAGGUGCUCCAGCAGACGCUACCACCUCCAGUCUUCCAAAUGCUGCUCAGUAAACUGCCCACCAUCAGCCAGCGGAUCAUUAACUCUCAGCCUUUAUCAGAAGAUGACGUUGAGUGAAUGUGUUCGGGGUGGAAGUCUACUAGUGAUCAUCUCUCCGUCUUUAACAAAGAGGACGUCGAAUGAAUUUGUACGGAAGCCAUUACUCAGAUGGUCUGAUUACCUUAGUGUGAGUUUGGUUUAUGACUAAGCUUGACCUUUGGAUUACUCUUCAAUCAUGGCACUCCCAGGUUAAAGUAGCCUGCAGGGUUAUGUUUGUAGGAGUGGUGAAACACAUUCCACCUUUUUAUCUUGUUCCCACCAGAUCAUGUUUUCUAUCAUUCUGUCCAUAACAGUAAUGUUCUUUAUUUUGCUGGAAUGUUAUGUACUAAAUAAUAAAACGUAUGUAAAUAAAUUGUUACUUAUAACUGCGCAGUUACUCUACAUGUGAAGUGUUUAAGAGUGCCUACACUAAACUGAACACUUGUCUGCACUAUUUAGUUCUCAAAACAGUUUUUGCGAUAAUUACAUUUUAUUUUUGUAUUUCAGUCUUGCAUAUCUGGACAUAUUAUUGUGUGUAAAAUCCUACAAUAAAUAAAUGAAAACACA